Molecule: messenger RNA, 569 nt
Organism: Prorocentrum cordatum
Lineage: Eukaryota; Dinophyceae; Prorocentrales; Prorocentraceae
Source: the annotation of a GenBank genome assembly
GCCGACGAGCGCCUCCGCAGCGGACGGCGGGCCCUGGCCGGGCAAGGCUGGAGGCCUCCCAGGUGGGCACGGCCGCGUCCCUGAGGCCCCCCCCCUCCCCUGCGGCAGGCCGCCGGGACCCUGCCUCCGAGGCCGCCGCGGAGCAGCGCACACGCGCCGCCGGGGCUCCACCCGGGGGGCGACCGCACCAGGCGUCGUCGGCCGCGGCGCCCGGCGACGAUCGGCUCGGGCUGCGCCGCGCCCGAGAGGGCCGCGCCCGCGCCCUCGUCGCCGGGGGCGCGGGACGCUCCGCGCGGCGCGCGCGCCGCGCCGCCACGGGCCGCGCGGGCGCCGCGGGACGCUCCGCGGACGGGGCGCAGGCGGGGCGGAGCAGCGACGAGAGGCCAGCGUCAGAUCAGGUCCACGAUGUCCGCUGUGGCGUAGUCCUGGCCCAGGCCGACCAUCUGCUGCAUCCUCGACAGCAGCCCGCGCUGGAUGGAGCCGUUCAGGCACCGCUGCCGGACGAAGCUCUCCGCGGCGAGCUGGAGUCCUGGCCCGCCCCGAAGUGCAGCGUCUCCCAGCGGUGCUCG